Hibiscus syriacus is the source of this 612-nucleotide messenger RNA. RefSeq lists its product as uncharacterized. The transcript has a single exon. NCBI's taxonomy places the organism in Eukaryota, Viridiplantae, Streptophyta, Magnoliopsida, Malvales, Malvaceae. The record is from RefSeq and is a predicted model, not a curated record. Bases 1 to 612 code for a protein of 203 amino acids.
AUGCGGGAGGAGGCUAGACGUUUAUUCCUCCCUUGCCCCAACUGGAGUCUUAUUAAAGGCAAAUGGAUUUGGGACAAUAUCCGGGAUUGCAAGGCGAAGGUAAACUGGCAUAGACUGAUCUGGUUCCCUGCUCACAUUCCAAAAUUCUCUCUUGUCUCGUGGAUGGUCAUUCUCGACAGAUUGCCUACUAAAGACAGGCUUGUUUGGUUUGGUUUGGAUAUUGACAAUGUAUGUGGUUUGUGUGGCUCUGGCAUUGAAUCUCGCGAUCAUCUUUUUGCUGAAUGCCCUUUUGCAAAAGAAGUGUGGGGGAUUGUUUUAAUUGCUUGUGAUAUUCGUUAUGACCUUAACAGUUGGGGUGACAUUUUCAAUUGGUUGAUUGUAAACUUGAAGGGCAAAUCCAUCAGAGUUCGUAUCGUGAAGUUGGCUUGGACUGGUCUGCUGUAUUUUGUCUGGGAGGAGCGUAAUCAUAGACUCUUUCGAGGCUCGACUCGCUCGGUUGAUGUAGUCGUAAAUAGCAUAAAAGAGGCUGUUAGAGUCAAGUUGUGUAGACUUGGAUGUCCUAGGAUUGAGGAUGUUAAUAGCCAUUUAUACUUGAACUGGGGUCUGUAUUGA